GGAGUUCAAUUCAAAACUAUGGUAUCAGAAGCUGAUAUGUUGCAAUGUCCAGGAUGUGAGAUGGUAGAAGAGGAAAUAGUUACAGUGAAUGAAACCACAAGAACCUCCCCUUAGAAACAAGUUUAAAAACAUGUUUUUAGGAGAGCUUUAAUUUACUUUUCAAUUAUUUGCUGAAAGCUGUGAUAUCAGUAGUCUUGGCUGAGGUCUCAAAAUCUCUACAUUAGCAAUUCCAAGAAAAUGAUGUGUCUUGGUCUACUAAUUACAAUAUCUUACUUCUCUCACUUUGCAGCCAGCAGCGGGCCAGAGCUUUCGGUCAUGCAGUACCCUGAAGAUGCCAGCGUGCUCCUUAACUCCACGGUGUGGAUGCUGUGCGUAUUUGAGUACCCCAGCGAGGAGAACGAGGAGCCAGUGGUGUACUGGAGGAAAGGCCCCGACUGCCGCAGCCAGCAGAGCCUCCAGCCGAGCCCGGGUGCGGGCAGGCCUCAGGUGCACAUUACAAAGGACACCCUCAGGGGAUUUUCCAUCUUAAAACUGAGCAACGUUGACCAGAAUGCCAGUAACUCCUAUUUCUGUGACGUGACUCUAACGCAUAAAAUCCAGGGCAAACGUGGAAACGGCACCAGGCUGACUGUGCAUGAUUUCAAAUGCAAAGACUGCGUAAAAUCAGAUAAGACCUGGUGGGGCUGGUUCCUUCUUCUUGGAUACACCAUCUUUGCCACUACAGUUAUCAUAGCUUUCAGUAUUCACCAGUGCUGUAAAAAGUGCAAGAAUGAGUCAAGAAAUACAGAUAGCAGUGCCACCCUGCCAAGUGAAUGGAUUUAUGACCGGCCAUCCAAACCAGUUAAUAAUGGGUUUAAUCAAGAAUAUGAAGACAUGUCACUAAUAAGAACUUUCAGUGACAUUGGAAGGAAAAUGACAUGAAAAACAAGGUCCAUGCAUUUGUAACUAUGAUAUGAGCAUCUGUGAUGUGUACUACUUCUAUCAAGGUAUAAAAGAAACAUACACACAAAUCACUUUAUUAACUUGGAAUAUAUUUUGUUCAGGCUUUAUCGUGUAUUUAUUUCAAACUAAAGAAGCUACCACUCCAUGCAACUACAGAUGAAAUGAGCUUUAGUAUAUGUAACUAUCAUCAAAAUGCUGUAAAAUCUAAAGGUAUUCAAACCUCUUCUCAAUGCCAUAAAAUCUCACCACACGUUUUUUUUUUCUACUUCAUACAUAAGAACACAGUUGAAAUUUUGUUUUUACACCGAUUAAGACAGCUUCUUUGCUUUACAAAUGUAAUUCUGUAAUGCAGUAUCUGUCCACUGUAAUGACAGAUUUAAAGAAGAGUUUGUCAGUGCAGAAUUCCUCACAUGCUCCCCAGCGCACUGUUGGAUCUUGUUUCUAACUCCUUACGCAUCCCCCACAUUUACAAAUCCCUGCAAAUCCUUCCACUUUUAGUUAUGUCACUCACGUAAUGCAUAUUGGAUACAUGCACCUCUCAAUAGAACAAAAAUACUUCAUGUGUUUUUAAAAGUUGUAACAUGCUUUCUGAAGUAACAUUGAUUACUGAAAUCACCUUGGCACGUAGAUAGGCUAGAUAGAUAAGAGUUUACUGCUAUAGGGCUUAUCCUCACUGUGAUGUGCCAUACCUAAGACUGUAACAUAACCUAUUUGGAUUUUAAAAAGUGUCUUUUAAACUUGCUUUAAAGUACUUAGAAUACUUGUGGAAUUUAUGUCAAUAACAACAAUAGAACUAAGCUGCAUAGAAAGAGCUUAUCAUAAUUUGCACUGUAAUGCAUUGUAAUGAAGUACUUGAGGAACUGCUGCCUUGGUAGAGUUAUAUUAAAUACUUUGACAAAAUAUUUAAAAUGUUGAAAAUUAUUUUUUUUUCUUUUUUUUGCCCAGUCAAAUAUUUCAAGCUGAAUAUUGUGUUUCAAAUUUGCUUAACACUGAAAAUAUAUUAUGUGAAAGGAAACAGUUCAUAGAAUAAAAUGACAGACCCUACAGUCCUAUACAUUAAUUGUGCAGCAGUUAUAAAUUGAGUGAACUCUGUUCACUCAAAAGGGGGCAGCCAGUCAUAUAGUUGACACUCAGGCCUGGACAUUAAGAAGUGGAUACACUGCUAGCUGGAUUCAGCUUCAUCACUGGCCUCUUUUUCUAAAAUAUUUCCUUAUUCUAUCAGUAACGAUGCCAAAUAACUUUCAUUUAAGAAUUUGAUCUGAGCAUUUGAUUCCUUUUGGUGAAAGUGAUGGCUAAUAAACAUAGAAAAAGUGAAAUGUGACUUUCAAAGGGACAGACAGACUGUGCUUGAGCAUUUGAAGAGGGGGAAGACAAUCAUGAAGGAUCCUUUUUUUUUUUUAUUUUUUUAGUUAGACAGUGGGAAUUAAACAAUGGUCUUCCCUCCUCCUCUACCUAGAAUGGGAACUGACUGCAGCUGCAGUCAUACACAUUUAGGUUUCCAGAGACAGUAAAUCACAUUCUAAUUGUGGAUGUAAAUAUGUAAUUCAUUUCUUUUCCAGUGAAACUAUUUCCUCAGAAGUACUUCAAAUUUCCUAUUUUAAGAAUCUUUUAAGAUUAAAAUCCUUGUUGUGUAUAUGUUUAACUCUUAAUUUUAAAAUUAAAAUUGUAAGUUGGGUUAAAUAUUAAGGGGUAAAUACAGGGAAUGUUUAUACAUUUAACAUGGAGCUUUAGAGGAGAGAGUAACAGCCAUUCCAUCCUUUAAAAUGCAAGGUGUGAUGCCCAUCUGAGCCAAGGAUGCAGUUUUGUGAAGAGAAAAAGGGAAGGCAGCAUUCACUGAACCAAAGUCACCUUCAAGUACCAGCACAAAAAGGUCAACGCAUUCAGUAAAACCUUCCCGCUCUGGCAUUUUGGCAAAAAUGACAAGAAAUCAUACCUAGUCUAGCAGACAUAAAUAGAAGGUGCAUUUAAAAAGCAUCUCAUUCAGAUAACUCAUGCACUCGAAUGGGGCUGUUUUCUUUCCACUUUAUAACACUGCCUCCACUUCAGAUCAAUGGCCUUUCAAAUGAAGGCCAACGUGAUUUCUGCACUUUUUCACGUUUCUCUGAAACAGCUGAGCUAUUUUCUACAUAGUGUUUCCAAAGAAGUUGGACAUAAACUUCCAGCCUGAAAGGUUAAAUAUUCAGAAAGUUCUGGGGGACUGAAAACAAGUAAUAGGUAAUAUGUUCCAUCAUCUACCACAAACAGCACAAGGAUAGUGAAAAGACAUUAUCUGUUAUAUUGCAGUCAGCAAGGUCACGGAUUUUUAUGGCCGCUUAGCACAGAAUGAAACAUCAGGACUGAAUUUAGAAUGAGUUUGGAACACAAACACUUCUUAAUAUUAGGCAUAUGAAAUAUCACUUUUUUCCACUUAUACCUGUUUGUAAUAAAGUAUACACUGUUAAAAAAGUUAAUAUUUAUAUGAAAUGCUGAUCCUACAGUAAGUCAAAGAAUUACAGAACCACUGGUUCGAGGGGACCUCUGGAGAUCACGCGUUCUAAUUCCCCUACUCAAUCAGGGUAAGAUCGAGCCAGUUGCACAGGACCAUAUCCAGAUGGCUUUUGAAUAUCCACAAGGAAGACUCCACAACCUCUCUGAGCAACCCAUCCCAGUCAUUAGUCAGUCUCACAGUAAAGUAUUUCCUGACGUUCAGGUGGACCCUCCUGUGUUUCAGGUUGUGCCCAUUGACUCUGGUCCUGUCACUGGGCACUACUGAAAUAAGCCUGGCUCUGUCUUCCUCAUUCCUUCCCAUACAAAUUGAUAAGAUCCCCCUGAGCCUUCUCUUCUCCAGGCUACAUAGUUCCAGCUCGC
Tyto alba (common barn owl) is the source of this 3789-nucleotide messenger RNA. RefSeq lists its product as uncharacterized. The transcript is spliced from 4 exons. The coding region runs from base 238 to 921 and encodes 227 amino acids. The record is from RefSeq and is a predicted model, not a curated record. NCBI's taxonomy places the organism in Eukaryota, Metazoa, Chordata, Aves, Strigiformes, Tytonidae.